Messenger RNA from Dama dama (fallow deer), 4534 nucleotides. It is a transcript of the gene ATP8A1, whose product is annotated as ATPase phospholipid transporting 8A1. Gene Ontology annotation, biological process: phospholipid translocation. Lineage: Eukaryota; Metazoa; Chordata; Mammalia; Artiodactyla; Cervidae. The record is from RefSeq and is a predicted model, not a curated record. The transcript is spliced from 37 exons. Gene Ontology annotation, cellular component: plasma membrane. The coding region runs from base 205 to 3702 and encodes 1165 amino acids. Gene Ontology annotation, molecular function: ATPase-coupled intramembrane lipid carrier activity; ATP binding; magnesium ion binding.
CUCUGCGGACACUCCACCUUCGUGGUCUCUUCCUCCUUCCGCAGGUGUGCGAGGGCCUCUCGGGGCAGAGGCGCUGCCCUGGGUGGCCGGCAGGGCCCGCGCGGCUGCUGAGCGCUCGGCGCAGGGAAGCCGGAUCCCCCGCCCGCGCGGCGCCGUGACAGGUGCAGGGUCUGGCUUAAGGACCCACCUGCGGCGGCGGCUGCGAUGCCCACCAUGCGGAGGACCGUGUCGGAGAUCCGGUCCCGCGCCGAGGGUUAUGAGAAGACUGAUGAUGUUUCGGAGAGGACGUCUCUGGCUGACCAGGAGGAAAUAAGGACUAUAUUCAUCAACCAGCCCCAGCUGACAAAAUUCUGCAAUAACCAUGUCAGCACUGCAAAAUACAACAUAAUCACAUUCCUCCCAAGAUUUCUCUACUCUCAGUUCAGAAGAGCGGCUAAUUCAUUUUUUCUCUUUAUUGCACUGCUCCAGCAAAUACCUGAUGUAUCACCAACAGGUCGCUAUACAACAUUGGUUCCUCUCUUAUUUAUUUUGGCUGUGGCAGCUAUCAAAGAGAUAAUAGAAGAUAUUAAACGACAUAAAGCUGAUAAUGCGGUGAACAAGAAACAGACUCAAGUUUUGAGAAAUGGUGCUUGGGAAAUUGUGCACUGGGAAAAGGUGGCAGUAGGGGAGAUAGUGAAAGUGACCAAUGGGGAGCAUCUCCCAGCAGAUCUCAUCAGCCUGUCCUCAAGUGAGCCCCAGGCCAUGUGCUACAUUGAAACAUCCAACUUAGAUGGUGAAACAAACCUGAAAAUUAGACAGGGCUUACCAGCAACAUCAGAUAUAAAAGACAUUGACAGUUUGAUGAGACUUUCUGGCAGAAUUGAGUGUGAAAGUCCAAACAGACAUCUCUAUGAUUUUGUUGGAAACAUAAGGCUUGAUGGACACAGCACUGUCCCCCUGGGAGCAGACCAGAUUCUUCUGCGAGGUGCUCAGCUGAGAAAUACACAGUGGGUUCAUGGAAUAGUUGUCUACACUGGACAUGACACCAAGCUAAUGCAGAAUUCGACAAGUCCGCCACUUAAACUCUCAAAUGUCGAAAGGAUUACAAAUGUACAGAUUUUGAUUUUAUUUUGUAUUUUGAUUGCCAUGUCUCUUGUCUGUUCUGUGGGCUCAGCCAUUUGGAAUCGAAGGCAUUCUGGAAGGGACUGGUAUCUCAAUCUAAACUAUGGUGGUGCUAAUAAUUUUGGACUGAAUUUCUUGACCUUCAUCAUCCUUUUCAAUAACCUCAUUCCUAUCAGCUUGCUGGUGACAUUAGAAGUGGUGAAAUUUACCCAGGCAUACUUCAUAAAUUGGGAUCUUGACAUGCGCUAUGAACCCACGGACACUGCGGCUAUGGCGCGGACGUCUAACCUGAACGAGGAGCUUGGCCAGGUAAAAUAUAUAUUUUCUGACAAAACUGGUACUUUGACGUGCAAUGUCAUGCAGUUUAAGAAGUGCACCAUAGCCGGAGUGGCUUACGGCCAUGUCCCUGAACCCGAGGAUUAUGGCUGCUCUCCUGAUGAAUGGCAGAGCUCACAGUUUGGAGAUGAAAAAACAUUCAGUGAUUCAUCAUUGCUGGAAAACCUCCAAAAUAAUCAUCCCACUGCACCAAUAAUAUGUGAAUUUCUCACAAUGAUGGCAGUAUGUCACACAGCAGUACCGGAGCGGGAAGGUGAUAAGAUUAUUUACCAGGCAGCAUCUCCAGAUGAGGGAGCCUUGGUCAGAGCAGCCAAGCAGCUGAAUUUUGUUUUCACUGGAAGAACGCCUGACUCAGUGAUUAUAGAUUCACUGGGGCAGGAAGAAAGAUAUGAGUUGCUCAAUGUCUUGGAGUUCACCAGCGCUAGAAAGAGAAUGUCAGUGAUUGUUCGCACUCCAUCCGGGAAGUUACGACUUUACUGCAAAGGAGCCGACACUGUAAUUUAUGACCGACUGGCAGAAACUUCAAAAUACAAAGAAAUUACCCUAAAACAUUUGGAGCAGUUUGCUACAGAAGGGUUAAGAACCUUGUGUUUUGCCGUGGCUGAGAUUUCAGAGAGCGACUUUCAGGAGUGGCGAGCCGUCUAUCAGCGUGCAUCCACAUCUGUGCAGAACAGGCUGCUCAAACUCGAGGAGAGCUACGAGUUAAUCGAAAAGAAUCUUCAACUACUGGGAGCUACAGCCAUUGAGGAUAAAUUACAAGAUCAAGUGCCUGAAACCAUAGAAACUCUAAUGAAAGCAGACAUCAAAAUCUGGAUCCUUACAGGAGACAAGCAGGAAACUGCCAUUAACAUUGGACACUCCUGCAAACUUCUGAGGAAGAACAUGGGAAUGAUUGUUAUAAAUGAAGGCUCUCUUGAUGGAACACGGGAAACUCUCAGCCGUCACUGCACUACCCUGGGUGAUGCCCUUCGGAAGGAGAAUGACUUUGCUCUUAUAAUUGAUGGGAAAACCCUCAAAUAUGCCUUAACUUUUGGAGUGAGGCAGUAUUUCCUGGACUUAGCUUUAUCAUGCAAAGCUGUAAUUUGCUGCAGGGUUUCUCCUCUUCAAAAAUCUGAAGUUGUUGAGAUGGUUAAGAAACAAGUGAAAGUCAUAACACUCGCCAUUGGCGAUGGAGCAAAUGACGUUAGUAUGAUACAGACAGCGCAUGUUGGGGUAGGAAUAAGCGGCAAUGAGGGCCUUCAGGCAGCCAAUUCCUCGGACUACUCGAUAGCUCAGUUCAAAUAUUUGAAGAAUCUGUUGAUGGUGCAUGGCGCCUGGAACUAUAACAGAGUCUCCAAGUGUAUCCUGUAUUGCUUCUACAAGAAUAUAGUCCUCUAUAUCAUCGAGAUCUGGUUUGCCUUCGUGAAUGGCUUUUCUGGACAGAUCCUCUUUGAGAGAUGGUGCAUAGGUCUUUAUAAUGUGAUGUUUACAGCAAUGCCACCCUUAACUCUGGGAAUAUUUGAGAGAUCAUGCAGAAAGGAGAAUAUGUUGAAGUAUCCUGAAUUAUACAAAACAUCUCAGAACGCCCUGGACUUCAACACCAAGGUUUUCUGGGUUCAUUGUUUAAAUGGCCUCUUCCACUCAGUUAUUCUGUUUUGGUUUCCACUAAAAGCCCUUCAAUAUGGCACUGUAUUUGAAAAUGGGAAGACGUCUGAUUAUCUGCUGUUGGGAAACUUUGUUUACACAUUUGUGGUGAUAACUGUGUGCUUGAAAGCUGGAUUGGAGACAUCAUAUUGGACCUGGUUCAGCCACAUAGCCAUCUGGGGCAGCAUCGCUCUCUGGGUGGUGUUUUUUGGAAUCUACUCAUCUCUGUGGCCUGCCGUUCCGAUGGCCCCUGAUAUGUCAGGAGAGGCGGCCAUGUUGUUCAGUUCCGGCGUCUUUUGGACGGGCCUGUUAUUUAUCCCUGUGGCCUCCUUGCUCCUUGACGUGCUGUAUAAAGUUAUCAAGAGGACUGCUUUUAAAACAUUAGUAGAUGAAGUUCAGGAGCUGGAGGCAAAAUCUCAAGACCCAGGAGCGGUUGUGCUUGGAAAAAGCCUCACAGAGAGGGCGCAACUGCUCAAGAACGUCUUUAAGAAGAACCACGUGAACCUGUACCGGUCAGAAUCACUGCAACAAAACCUGCUCCAUGGGUAUGCUUUCUCUCAAGACGAAAAUGGAAUCGUCUCACAGUCUGAAGUGAUCAGAGCAUAUGACACCACGAAGCAGAGGCCUGAUGAGUGGUCAUGAGUCGCGGGGCUGCAAGGCCAGCUCUGAUACAUCCUUUCGGGGAGUCCCAGGUCUUCACCAGAAUCUGCUGACCAAUUCCAGUCUGGUCCAAGGAGGGGAAAUGGAUCUGAGCUCAUCUCAUUGACUGACAUUCAGAUUCAUGUAUAUUAUAGACGUAAGCACUGUGCAACUAUACUGUAACACCAUCUCUUUCAGAUUUUCUAAAGUAUUUGCUAAGUCUUUGUAAACAGACAUUGAAAAUGACCUUGUAUCUUGCCAGAGUGUUUUUUUUUUUUCCAACUGAAAAAAGGUCAGUAUUCUUUUGCUGUUACUCUGGAGCUAUAACUAUCAGUGUCUUGGAUACACCACAAGGCUAUUCACGAUUAAAAAUCUGUAAAAUGGUAGUAAGUUAGAGGAACUCUUGAUAUCCAAAUUUAGAUUUCAGAACAUGCUCGGCAGGGGGGCGGGGAGGAAACAGCCUUCUUAAAGAAGCCACUCACUGGGCAAAAUUUCUAAAUGAGACAUUAAUGAUAAGUGUUUGUGUCAAAAAUUGUCUUGAUAAAUGUUUGCCAAAGAAGUUCAAUAAAUGUAUUACUAUUUCUCCUUCAGUAGUCAUUUGCCCAGAAAUUUACAAGAAAGUUUACCUCCAGUUCUGCUGUGAGAUCUGCAUGCCUGACUUUUCCAAUCUCAGAGUGAUUUGUAAAAAUGAGUAUUUCAAGGCAUUUGCUACUAAUAUCUGUGAUGUAGCACCUUUGGCCUUACAAAUGCUUCUUUCUCAUUUGUCUGUCUGUUCAGGUGGAAGUGCACAAGUGAUUAUGUGACUGUCGUUACAAUACUGAUUUUUAAAACUGCA